CCUUCUUGAGUCCACUUGCGUAUAUUAGCGGCGUGUAGUGUAUACCUACCUGCUUAUUUAGCUACAGCAGUAACUUAUUUAACUGUAUUUUUAAAAAUUAUUUAGAGAUCUAGAUAGAGAUCUAGUUCUAGAUAUGAAUUCAUCUAGUAAUGCGACGCAUAUUCCUCCACCACCUGUGAUGUGGGCCCAGCGCAAAGAUAAACUUUUUCUCACUGUGCAGCUUGAAAACUGUGUUAAUCCUACAAUAACUCUGAAAGACAAUAGUUUGUAUUUCCAUGGCAAGGGAGGAACAUCAAAUUCUGACCACGAGGUCUUAAUGGAAUUUAACAAAGAUAUUGACCCUGAAACAUCCAAGUACCAUGUCACUGGCAGAGAAGUUAUAUUUGUUAUUAUGAAAAAAGAGGAUAGUUCUGGUUUUUGGCCUAGGCUUCUAAAGGAUUCCAAAAAAGUACAUUAUUUAAAAACAGACUUUGAAAAAUGGAGAGAUGAGGAUGAUUCAGAUGUGGAAGACCAUGAAGAUUUUAAUUUAGAUGAGAUGAUGCAGUCCAUGGGAGGUUUGCAAGGCGGCGGUGCUGCACCAGACUUAGGGGAUCAAGAGGACAGUGAUGACGAAGACUUGCCAGACCUACAAUAGUAAAGAUGUGUUUUGUGUGUGAGCUAAUGAUUGCUACAUGAAUGUGUACAUUUGUAAGAUUAUUUUUAACCAUCAUUAGUUGUUGGUUGCUCCAAGUGAGAGUAAUCUACUUUUUUUUCAUCUUGUUUUGUUAAAUAAAUUUUGGAGAAAAAAAUAUUAGUCUUUUUUUCCAUCCAGAUAAGUUUUAUAUCAACUAAUUUGACAGAAUAAAUCAUUCAAAAAUGUUUA
Molecule: messenger RNA, 862 nt
Organism: Physella acuta
Lineage: Eukaryota; Metazoa; Mollusca; Gastropoda; Physidae
Biological process (GO): chaperone-mediated protein complex assembly; protein folding
Cellular component (GO): cytosol; nucleus
Molecular function (GO): protein-folding chaperone binding; Hsp90 protein binding
Source: RefSeq, a predicted model, not a curated record